AUGUUAUUAGUUAUAGCUAAUAUUAUAUCCAAUGCCGAUGAUGAGCCGUCGAUUUCAUCUGAGGAACCGUCAGUUGAAAAGACCGACCCUGUGCACGAUUUUAAUACUCAAUCUUCUGCGCUAGAAAGCUCCGAUUCUGAGAACGUUCCUCUCAUCAAACUCAAAUCUUCCGCUGUGAAUGACCGUGCAUCACCAAGCACUUCUGUUAGUUCCACUCGUUCUGUGCCACCUUUAAUCAUUAAAAGAAAGAUUCCUCGACCACCAGCUCUGCCUAAACGCAAACCUUCUCUCUCAAGUAUCACUUCCUUAAUCAGCGCUACUAGUCUUGAAUCGAAACCAGAAAACUUAAAACCUCCCGAAAUUAGCAAGCCAAAGUCGCCCGUACCUGAAGUAUCUAAACGUAAUGAAGCGCCUGAAAUCUGCAGUAGCAUAGAAGCUUCUUGUAGUAAUUUCGAUGCCCCAAGUACAGUAACGAAAGAGCCAGAGCCACCGCUUCCGGAGAAACGAUUUGUCCGACCGCAUGGUUUCGAGCGAGGACUCCGUGUGGAACGAAUUCAUGCAUUUCUUAAGAGAGGUGAUACAAUAUUUGCUGUGGUGCAGUUCAAGAAUUGUGACAUUAUUGAAAUACUUGCGACACGAAUUGUCCAACACUAUGAACCACUGAAUGAACACUCACCAAAAAUUGUUGAACUCAAUCUUGAGUUGUUUUUGCAGAUGGAUCUUGAGCUCAUGGAUGAGCAGAUCAUCAUUGUCAAGUUGCUCAUCUAG
This is a messenger RNA of Strongylus vulgaris, 768 nucleotides long. NCBI's taxonomy places the organism in Eukaryota, Metazoa, Nematoda, Chromadorea, Rhabditida, Strongylidae. The record is from the annotation of a GenBank genome assembly.